AUGAGGGAACCCAUCCUCCCUUCUCCCCACAGCGUGGGAGGGGGCUGGGAUGGGGACCCACGGUGGCAGGUGUCUGAGGUGUCCCCUCCUCGCUCCUCCAGGGUCCAUCCUGAUCUCUGCUGCCACGUGGCCCUGGCCCGUGGGCCAGGGGUCCCGGCCGGCUGGCUGGAGCUGGCUGGAGGGAGAUUGUGGAGGGAUGUGAAGCUCAACCUCCCCUGCACCCCCCUCCAGGUGCGGCACCGCCAGUCGGGGCAGAUCAUGGUGCUGAAGAUGAACAAGCUGACGAGCAACCGGGGCAACAUGCUGCGGGAGGUGCAGCUGAUGAACCGCCUCUCGCACCCCAACAUCCUCAGGUUCAUGGGGGUGUGUGUGCACCAGGGACAGCUGCACGCGCUGACGGAGUACAUCAACGGUGGGAACCUGGAGCAGCUGCUGGACAGCCCUGUGCCCCUCUCCUGGUCCACCCGUGUCAAGCUGGCCCUCGACAUCGCCCGUGGCCUCCGCUACCUGCACUCCAAGGGCAUCUUCCACCGCGACCUCACCUCCAAGAACUGCCUGGUGCGCUGCGAGGCCAAUGGCUACACCGCGGUAGGGGGGGGCUUCGGCUUGGCAGAGAAGACCCCCCCCUACAGCGAGGGCAGCGAGAAGGAGCCGCUGGCCGUGGUGGGCUCCCCAUACUGGAUGGCGCCUGAGGUGCUGCGAGGGGAGAUCUACAACGAGAAGGCCGAUGUGUUCGCGUACGGCAUCAUCCUGUGCGAGACCAUCGCUCGUGUCCCCGCGGACCCUGACUACCUGCCCCGCACCGAGGAUUUUGGUCUGGACGUCACCACUUUCCGCACCAUGGUGGGAAUUGACUGCCCAGCAGCCUUCCUCCAGCUCGCUUUCCACUGCUGCAGUAUGGAGCCCACCUCCCGUCCCUCGUUCCUGGAAAUCACGCAGUGCCUGGAGGGCAUCCUGCAGCACCAGCUGGCCGCCGAGGGCACGGGGGCCACCCUCUUCGGCAGCGGGGAAAGCCUGCCCAUGCCUGGGAUGGCGUCCACGCUCAACGGGGUACCCAGGAGGGUGGCUGGCCGUGCCGAGCAGUCGCCCCUGCGUGAGCUGGGGACGCAGCACCUGCAGCCGGACCAGCGCCUGUCCCGCAGCCAGUCCGACAUGUUCCCCCCCAAAUCGCCCACCCUGCUGCGGCCGCCGGACUGGGGGGGGGUCUCUUGA
Molecule: messenger RNA, 1212 nt
Organism: Nipponia nippon (crested ibis)
Lineage: Eukaryota; Metazoa; Chordata; Aves; Pelecaniformes; Threskiornithidae
Source: RefSeq, a predicted model, not a curated record